This is a messenger RNA of Galdieria sulphuraria, 1121 nucleotides long. RefSeq names its product acyltransferase. Gene Ontology annotation, cellular component: endomembrane system. The transcript has a single exon. The record is from RefSeq and is a predicted model, not a curated record. The coding region runs from base 7 to 1053 and encodes 348 amino acids. Lineage: Eukaryota; Rhodophyta; Bangiophyceae; Galdieriales; Galdieriaceae. Gene Ontology annotation, molecular function: acyltransferase activity.
CGAGCAAUGCCUACUUUCAUAACCAAGUUUGUUGCACGCUCAAGUGGUUUGUUAUUUCUGUUAUGGAUGACUUUUUGUGUUAUUCUCGUGUGUGAUGUUCUAUUACCCAUUUUGUUGUUGAUUUGCUGGCUUUGUCGUGCAAAAUAUAUUACUCGUCGACUUCAGUCGUUUGUUCUUCGCAUAUGGAUGUCUCAUUUUAUAUUUUAUGUAGAACGACUAGCAGGGGUAGAAUUGGUUAUUACAGGGGAUAAGUUUGUUAGAGGAGAAAGUGCAGUUGUAGUUUGUAAUCAUCAAAGUUGGACAGACUCCUUAAUUCUUUAUUCAGUUGCUCGUCAAGUUGGAAGACAUGGAGACGUCAAGUUCUUUGCCAAAAAGUCGCUAGCUUAUUUUCCAUUUUAUGGAAUAGCUGCAGUUUUAGUGAGAGUUUGUAUAUUUAUUACUCGGCAUAUGGACAGAGAUCGUAAGAUUUUCCGCCGCAUAUUUUCCUAUUUAACGGAUGCUUCUGGACAAUGGCCUUUUUGGCUGAUUAUAUUUUGUGAAGGAACAAGAUUUAAUCUGAACAAAAGAGAAAAGUCCCAAGAGUUUGCCAAGAAACAUGAUCUUCCUGUUUUGUACAAUGUAUUGUUGCCAAAAACUGGAGGAUUUAGUGCGAGCGUUUCAUCUUUAAGAGACAAUAUUGGAGCUUGUUAUGACAUUACUAUCGGUUAUCCUUCCUUACAAGGACAAGUGGGUCCUUCUAUUUCGGAUAUUUUAUUUCGACAUCAGUUUGGUAGACAAAAGUGGGUAGUUCAUGUUCAUCAAAAAAGAGUACCUAUCCAACUUAUUGGCGACAGUGAAGAAGAAAUGAAAGAAUUGCUUUAUAGAGUCUAUAAAGAGAAGGACAAACAAAUGGAAAACUUUAAAACUAAUGGAAAUUUUGAUGGAACGAACAUUCCUUUCCACAAAUUAUCUGUGAUGGAUCUAUUUUUUUGUUUUGUUUGUUUCUUUGGAUUGUCCCUUUUGGUUUUGGUCGGGCUAAUUUGGUUAUUCCAGUUGAUUCGUUUUUCUAAUUGAAUAUGGGUAAAGUGGUGUAGAGAUUGUGCUUAAUAAGUCUGUGUAAAAGGGACACUGAGUUUUCUCUA